This is a messenger RNA of Theobroma cacao (cacao), 1264 nucleotides long. Its product is annotated as adenylyl-sulfate kinase 3. The record is from RefSeq and is a predicted model, not a curated record. NCBI's taxonomy places the organism in Eukaryota, Viridiplantae, Streptophyta, Magnoliopsida, Malvales, Malvaceae. Gene Ontology annotation, biological process: sulfate assimilation. Gene Ontology annotation, molecular function: adenylylsulfate kinase activity; ATP binding.
CCCUUUUUGUUUUCCUAUGUCUAUGCCGUCUUCAGCUCAUGCUCAUCUCCUCUCCCAUUCAUAGUUUCUCUCUCUCUUUUGUUUCUUUCAACUUUGCUUCUCAAUCAACCAACAAAAAGCAAACUUGCAAAGCUUAUAGCUUUCAACCGGCUUCUCUCUCUCUCACACAGAGAAUCAAAGACUACAUAACUUAAGAUGUCUACUAUGGGAAAUUCAACAAAUAUAUUUUGGCAAGAAUCACCAAUUGGGAAGCUUGAAAGGCAGAAGCUGCUUAACCAAAAGGGUUGUGUUGUAUGGAUUACGGGUCUCAGUGGAUCAGGAAAAAGCACACUUGCGUGUUCACUAAGUAGAGAAUUGUAUACAAGGGGAAAGCUAUCUUACAUACUUGAUGGUGAUAACCUUCGGCAUGGACUAAAUAAGGAUCUUGGUUUCAAGGCAGACGAUCGAACAGAAAAUAUACGUAGGGUUGGGGAAGUGGCAAAGCUCUUUGCAGACGCUGGUUUAAUCUGCAUUGCCAGUUUAAUAUCUCCGUAUAGGAAAGACCGGGAUGCAUGCCGUGCUAUGUUGCCUGAUGCUAAUUUUAUAGAGGUUUUCAUGAACAUGCCUCUGGAAUUGUGUGAGGCAAGAGAUUCAAAAGGCCUUUACAAGCUUGCACGUGCUGGAAAGAUUAAAGGUUUUACUGGCAUAGAUGAUCCUUAUGAGCCACCCCUGAACUGUGAGAUAGAAAUACAGCAGAAAGAUGGAGAUUGCCCCACACCAGGUGCUAUGGCAGGGGAAGUAGUUUCUUACUUGGAAGAGAAAGGGUAUCUGCGAGAUCAUUAAUAAAAGUCUCUGUUGAUCCCUCAAAGGAGGUUGCAUUGAAAAGAUUUCUUGUUGGAUUCAAUUCGCUUGCUGCACACCACUUGCCAAAAUGGUGAUUAGUCAGGACUAAUUACAUCAUCUAGUAGUUCGAAAAGGAAGAUUAUUUCAUCAAAGUAAAUUUCAUUUUUGAGUUCACAGGGUUUAGAAUCAGUGGGCGUAUCUGGUCAUUAACAAACAUUAUAUUACUGGAUAUUUCAGAUGCAGGUCAUCUGAUGUAUUAGUUGUAUUCUGGAUAUAAGUUAAUGAAAACCAACUGUGCCUGCUAUUUUGUAGAAUGAGUGGCAUAUCUGGUCAUUAACACAUUACCCCUGCCUCUCAUUCGGAAGAUUGUCAUUCUGAUGUUUCUACUUUGCAAAAUAAGUACAUUUGAUCUUUCCUAUCCCUGGAGGUGAAAGGUUUCCAA